AUGAACUCCAAGGUUUGUAUGUGUUUGGUGUUAGUCUCGUGGGUUACUGGAUUUUUCCAUGCCCUUAUGCAUGCUAUGAUGACUGCUAAGCUUCCAUUUUGUGGAUCAAAAUUGGUGAAACAUUUUUUUUGUGAUGUGAAGCCAGUGCUGAGCUUGGCUUGUGCAGACACUUCACUUAAUGAAGAGCUACUCAAUAAGGUCACUGGUACUUUAGGCACGACUUCCUUAAUCCUCACACUUCUCUUUUAUCUCUUAAUUGGUAAGUUUCUUAUAAAGAUACGAACAUCAGAAGGAAAGAAACGUGCCUUUUCCACCUGUAGUGCUCACCUCACAGCUGUUUCCCUUCAAUAUGGAACAGCUAUGUUUAUAUAUAUGCGACCAGCUACACAAGACUCGUUAAAUCAAGAGAGAGCAAUUGCAGUCAUCUUCACUGUCAUGACCCCAUUUUUAAACCCAAUUAUUUAUACAUUGAGGAACAAAGACAUGAAGAAAGCCGUAAACAAGUUGUUGGGAAGACCGAUAAUGUAA
Pelobates cultripes (western spadefoot toad) is the source of this 528-nucleotide messenger RNA. Lineage: Eukaryota; Metazoa; Chordata; Amphibia; Anura; Pelobatidae. The record is from the annotation of a GenBank genome assembly.